Molecule: messenger RNA, 3846 nt
Organism: Beta vulgaris subsp. vulgaris (sugar beet)
Lineage: Eukaryota; Viridiplantae; Streptophyta; Magnoliopsida; Caryophyllales; Amaranthaceae
Product: urease
Exons: 20
Coding region: 513-3026 (837 amino acids)
Biological process (GO): urea catabolic process
Cellular component (GO): urease complex
Molecular function (GO): urease activity; nickel cation binding
Source: RefSeq, a predicted model, not a curated record
UUUUUUUUUGUUUUUAUGUUUUAUUAGUUGAUGGUUAGUUUGUGAUGAGUUGAUGAUCACAUUCUCUUUUCUUUUUUCUGGGUAUUAGUUUAUACAUGUUAUGCUAUGUAUUUUUUUUUUUCAAUUAUGUUUAUGGUAUGAACUUUUGGGGACUUCUUGUUGCUUUUAUUAGACAUUUAUGAACUUCAUUGUUUUUUGUUUUAUUUAAUUAAGUGUAUGUAAUUAAUAUUUUGAUGAUCAGUUAUUGUUCUGUUUAUUUCUGGUUACUAAUGUUUAUAGAUUUCUCCAAUUUUUAUUAAUUAAAAUUUGGGUCUUUAGUUUAAUAAAUGCAUGGACUUGUUUUUUGAUUCAUAUGAGUCACGAAGAAGACAGUACAAAGUAGAAAGAAGGGGGAUGAAUUCGAACAUGUGACUUAUCGUUCACAACACCUUAGUCUUAGCUACUAGGCUAAGACAUCCUUGGUAAAUGCAUGGACUUUUGAUAGAAGUCCCUUUUCUGAAGAAAUAUAAUAAAUGAAACUGAAUCCUAGAGAAGUUGAGAAACUAGCACUUCAUAAUGCUGGUUUCCUUGCACAAAAGCGUCUUGCUAGUGGACUCAGGCUCAAUUAUACGGAAGCUGUGGCUCUCAUUGCAACUCAGAUAUUGAGUUUUGUUCGUGUUGGAAACAAGGGUGUGGCAGAACUGAUGGACAUCGGGAAGCAGCUUCUUGGAAGGCGACAGGUCCUUCCAGCUGUUGCCCACCUUUUACAUACUGUCCAGGUUGAAGGGACCUUCCCAGACGGCACAAAGUUGAUCACAGUUCAUGAUCCUAUUGCUAGUGAAAAUGGAAAUUUAGAGUUAGCUCUUGAUGGUUCCUUUCUUCCAGUUCCAUCAUUGGAAAAAUUCCUAGAGAUGGAAGAUGAUAUCAUCCCUGGUGAGUUGAGGCCCAGAGCUGGAGAAAUUUCCCUGAAUAAUGGAAGGAGAGCUGUAAUUCUCAAAGUUGUCAACAACGGAGAUAGACCAGUUCAGGUUGGCAGUCACUAUCAUUUCAUUGAGGUGAAUCCUGCAUUAAUAUUUGAUAGAACCAAAGCUUAUGGCAUGCGAUUGAAUAUACCUGCCGGAACAGCAACUCGGUUUGAGCCAGGGGAUCCGAAAAGCGUCACACUUGUAAGUAUUGGAGGCAGGAGAUGCAUCAGAGGAGGGAACAACAUUGCUGAUGGUCCUGUUGAGGAUGCCAAUAUUAAAACAAUAAUGGAGACCAUACAUGCUAGAGGAUUUGCGCACUUAGAAGAAGAAAAUUCCAGUAGUGGAGUCACGGGAGAAGAUUCAAAAUUCACUAGAACUAUGACACAUGAGACUUAUUCAAACAUGUAUGGCCCUACAACUGGUGAUAAAAUUCGGCUUGGUGACACUGACUUGUUUGCAGAAAUAGAAAGGGACCUUGCAGUUUACGGUGAUGAAUGUGUUUUUGGAGGUGGAAAAGUUUUAAGGGAUGGAAUGGGCCAGUCUUCUGGGUACCCAGCAGCUGUCUGUCUGGAUACUGUUAUUACUAAUGCCAUGAUCAUUGAUUACACUGGAAUCUUUAAGGCAGAUAUCGGUAUUAAGGGAGGCCUCAUCGCUGGCCUUGGAAAAUCAGGAAAUCCAGAUAUAAUGGAUGGUGUGUCAGCAAACAUGAUCAUCGGGGUCAAUACUGAGGUGAUUGCUGGAGAAGGAAUGAUUGUUACUGCUGGGGCUAUAGACUGCCACGUGCACUUUAUAUGUCCUCAAUUGGCUUACGAAGCAAUAUCCAGUGGCAUUACUACUUUGGUGGGCGGUGGAACUGGACCAGCUGAUGGAACACGUGCAACUACCUGCACACCCGCACCUUCACAAAUGAAAUUAAUGUUGCAAGCGACGGAUAACCUACCAUUGAACUUCGGUUUCACUGGAAAGGGAAAUAGUUCUAAGCCAGAAGGACUUCCUGAAAUAAUAGCUGCUGGAGCAAUGGGACUGAAACUCCACGAGGACUGGGGAACUACUCCUGCUGCAAUAGAUAAUUGCCUUAAUGUUGCAGAAGAAUAUGAUGUUCAGGUCAAUAUUCACACUGACACAUUGAACGAAUCUGGAUUUGUAGAACAUACAAUUGAUGCAUUUAAAGGAAGAACAAUUCAUACUUACCACAGUGAAGGUGCAGGUGGUGGUCAUGCGCCUGAUAUAAUCAGAGUCUGUGGUGUUAGAAACGUUCUUCCAUCUUCAACUAAUCCUACAAAACCUUUCACUUCAAAUACAGUAGAUGAGCACCUUGACAUGCUGAUGGUCUGCCAUCACCUCGACAAAAACAUACCAGAAGAUGUGGCUUUUGCUGAAUCACGAAUUCGUGCUGAAACUAUAGCUGCAGAAGACAUUCUGCAUGAUAUUGGUGCCAUUAGUAUCAUAUCUUCUGACUCCCAAGCUAUGGGUCGCAUUGGAGAGGUUAUAUGUAGGACUUGGCAAACUGCACACAAGAUGAAGGUACAGAGAGGGCCAUUGGGGUCAAGUGAUGCUGAUAAUGACAACUUCAGAAUCAAACGUUACAUAGCAAAAUACACAAUUAAUCCGGCCAUAGCUAAUGGAUUUUCUAAGUAUGUUGGAUCAGUCGAGGUUGGGAAGUUGGCUGAUCUUGUUCUGUGGAAUCCUGCUUUCUUCGGCGCAAAACCAGAAAUUAUAAUCAAGGGAGGUGACAUUGCAUGGGCUAAUAUGGGUGAUGCUAAUGCUAGCAUACCAACACCAGAGCCGGUGAUAAUGAGGCCGAUGUUUGGAGCUUUUGGAAAAGCUGGAAGUGCUAACUCGAUCGCUUUUGUCAGCAAGGCUGCUCUAGAAAAGGGCGUGAAAGAACAAUACGGGCUUAAUAAGAGGGUGGAAGCUGUGGGUGGCGUAAGAAGUGUUACCAAAGAAGACAUGAAACUUAAUAAUUCGCUGCCAAAGAUCACAGUCGACCCUGAUACGUAUACAGUUACUGCUGAUGGCGAGGUUCUUACUUGUUCUCCAGCUUCAGCUAUUCCAUUGUCCCGAAAUUACUUCUUGUUUUAGGCUAUGACCGGUUGAGAACUCGUAAACAUAUCAAAGUCAUUAUGCAAAACACAGAGCUUUAGAGAAAUGGAGAAGUUCUUUGUGCUUCCACACAAAUAAAGGGGUCGGGUUGAGGAGGAACAAUAAAAAUCUGUCCCGGGACUGAUUAAACGACCUACUCUCAUGGAUAUUUUAGUAAAAUCAAUAGCGAAAAGUUUGAUAUCAAGCUGUUUUAGCUAAUGAUUUAACCAAAAUGCAAAUGAGACUAGUAGGGUGGUUCUUUGUUUACCCUUUUUUUUGGCAAAAUUUGUUAUUGUAUGGUGGAUGGUUGAGGGGAGAAAGAGGGAAUAACCUCUUUAAAUAAGCAAACAAGCUUGCAGAUAGUAUUGCUAAGAAUGCAAAGGGGAAAACGGAAGGUUUAACAUCUUGUGUAUUUUGAGCACCCCUCCCCCGGUUUGUAUUAAAUUAUAUGAACUUGAUAGACUAAAUGUUUUAGCUAGCUACCUUAUCGGACCCGAUGGCGCAUAACCAUUCGCCAUAGUAGGGGCAUGGCUGGCUACAAUAACCAUCAAAGGGAUGUAGUAAACUUUAGUAGUAUUGAAUAGUAUUGCUCCUUUAUUCAAAAAAAAAAAAAAGCAUAUAAGAAGUCAUACAUACACUAACCUCUUGUUGUAUGUUUGGAAGCUUAGUUUAAUUAUCACAUUUGUUGUGAAUGUACAACUUUUUUGUGAAGAGGGGAUUAGGACUUGAGAGUAUGUUUGAUCAUAUAUCUUCUUGAAAUAUGUUUGAUGUAUAUCUUUUUUAUGAGGGAAAUAUUAAGUCUAUUGAUUACAAGCCCAAA